Molecule: messenger RNA, 9672 nt
Organism: Chelonia mydas (Green sea turtle)
Lineage: Eukaryota; Metazoa; Chordata; Testudines; Cheloniidae
Gene: NCOR1
Product: nuclear receptor corepressor 1
Exons: 49
Coding region: 667-8427 (2586 amino acids)
Biological process (GO): negative regulation of transcription by RNA polymerase II
Molecular function (GO): transcription corepressor activity; nuclear thyroid hormone receptor binding
Source: RefSeq, a predicted model, not a curated record
CACCCACUCGCAAUGGCUGGCACCUGCCCCAUGUCCUUUCUCUCCUUCCCACGGUGAGUUCCCCAUGAUGUCCUUGCCCCCACCCUCUGGCCAUGUCUCGGCUCCCCCAGAGUCAGUGCCCCCCUGGGCCUCUCCCCACGAAACAGCGAAGGCGGCCUCCCUCCCUCCGCCCCUCCGCGAGUCUCCCCUAUGGCCAUGCCGCGGGCACCCCGCUCCUUCCCCCCCAUGGGGGGGGAGCCCUUUACCGCUGCACAGACCGACGGGUCCUGGCAGUGGUAUAGUGACACCCCCUCCUUCCGCUGCCCAGGAACGGGUCGACCCGGUCCGGUGUUACUGGGGCUCCCAGGGAGAAUAGGAAAAGGCCGAGUGUUCGUGAUCUGACCCUGACAGCGGGCAGAAAACGAGAAACGGGCCUCUGGCUGUGCGGGUUUGUUAUGUAGCUGUUAGGACCCGGCCACAGGGGGAGGAGCCGCCCGAGCCGGGGGGAGGGGAGACAAGAUGGCGGUGACGGAGGAGCUGAGGCUGAGGUGAGAGACUCCGCGAGUCUCGACCCUAGCUCGAGUUGGCCGUCUGCUCCGUUCCAGCGCCGAGCUGCCGGCGGUUUCCUAGAAACAUGAUUGCUUACUGGUGUUGAUCUCACAGUUUGUGAAGACUCCUUCUCUGAUAAUGUCAAGUUCGGGCUACCCUCCUAACCAAGGAGCAUUCAGCACAGAACAGAGUCGUUAUCCUACUCACUCUGUCCAGUACACCUUCCCUAACGCGCGACAUCAGCAGGAGUUUGCAGUUCCUGAUUAUCGUUCUUCUCAUCUGGAAGUCAGUCAGGCAACUCAACUCUUGCAGCAGCAGCAGCAGCAGCAGCAGCAGCAGCAACUUCGUCGACGGCCUUCCUUACUUUCUGAAUUUCACCCAGGCUCUGACAGAUUUCACUGGGAUAAAAUUCAUACACUUGAAUAUUCAGCAGAGGGUAUUUGUCUGUCUAGGCCUCAAGAAAGGAGAACUGGCUAUGAGCAGCAAUUUCACCCAGGUCCGUCACAGACUGAUCAUGAUUCAUUGGAAUCUAAGCGACCACGUCUUGAACAAGUUUCGGAUUCCCAUUUUCAGCGUGUUAGUGCUGCUGCUGUCCUGCCUUUAGUACAUCCUCUACAGGAGGGAUUACGAUCUGCAGAUAUUAAGAAGGAACCAGCUUUUGGAGGCAAGCAUGAAGGGCCAUCUUCUCCAGUCUCUGGUCAGCCCUGUGGAGAGGACCAGAAUGCAUCACCUUCAAAACUGUCAAAGGAAGAGUUGAUACAGAGCAUGGAUCGUGUAGAUCGAGAAAUUGCAAAAGUGGAACAGCAGAUCCUUAAACUGAAGAAAAAACAACAACAACUUGAAGAAGAAGCUGCUAAACCUCCAGAGCCGGAGAGGCCUGUCUCCCCUCCUCCAGUGGAACAGAAACACCGCAGUAUUGUCCAAAUUAUUUAUGAUGAAAAUCGGAAAAAAGCAGAAGAAGCUCAUAAAAUUUUUGAAGGUCUUGGUCCAAAAGUUGAACUGCCACUUUACAACCAACCAUCAGACACAAAGGUGUACCAUGAAAACAUCAAAACAAACCAGGUGAUGAGGAAAAAGCUGAUUUUGUUUUUUAAGAGAAGAAAUCAUGCAAGGAAACAAAGGGAACAGAAAAUCUGUCAACGUUAUGAUCAACUGAUGGAGGCAUGGGAGAAGAAAGUAGACAGGAUAGAAAAUAAUCCCCGCAGGAAAGCUAAAGAAAGUAAAACAAGAGAGUACUAUGAGAAACAGUUCCCAGAAAUCCGAAAGCAAAGAGAACAGCAAGAACGAUUUCAAAGGGUUGGCCAAAGAGGGGCUGGCCUUUCAGCAACUAUUGCUAGAAGUGAACAUGAGAUUUCUGAAAUCAUUGAUGGACUCUCUGAGCAAGAGAACAACGAAAAACAAAUGCGUCAGCUCUCUGUCAUUCCUCCCAUGAUGUUUGAUGCAGAACAAAGACGAGUGAAGUUUAUUAAUAUGAAUGGUCUGAUGGAGGACCCCAUGAAGGUGUAUAAAGACAGACAGUUCAUGAAUGUCUGGACAGACCAUGAGAAGGAGAUAUUUAAGGAAAAGUUUGUCCAACAUCCCAAGAACUUUGGUCUAAUUGCCUCCUACCUGGAAAGAAAGAAUGUUCCAGACUGUGUUUUGUAUUAUUAUUUGACCAAGAAAAAUGAGAAUUACAAAGCCCUUGUGCGAAGAAAUUAUGGCAAACGUAGAGGAAGAAACCAGCAGCAAAUUGCACGUCCUUCACAAGAAGAAAAGGUAGAAGAAAAAGUAGAAGAGGAGAAAGCAGAAAAAACAGAGAAAAAAGAGGAAGAAAAGAAAGAUGAAGAGGAAAAGGAUGAGAAGGAGGAAUCUAAAGACAAUACCAAAGAGAAGGACAAAACAGAAAUUGCACCAGAGGAAACAGAGCAGGCUACUCCUAGGGGACGAAAAACUGCCAACAGUCAAGGUCGUCGUAAGGGCAGGAUCACCAGAUCAAUGACAAACGAAGCUGCAGCAGCAAAUGCUGCUGCUGCUGCUACUGAAGAGCCACCACCCCCUCUUCCUCCACCUCCAGAACCCUCUUCUGCAGAGCCUGUGGAGACCUCUCGCUGGACAGAAGAAGAAAUGGAAAUUGCUAAAAAAGGGUUAGUGGAACAUGGUCGCAACUGGGCAGCAAUAGCCAAAAUGGUUGGAACUAAAAGUGAAGCUCAGUGUAAAAACUUCUACUUCAACUAUAAAAGGAGACAUAAUCUGGACAACCUCCUUCAGCAGCACAAACAGAAAUCUUCACGAAGGCCUCGUGAGGAGCGCGAUGUAUCGCAGUGUGAAAGCGUGGCGUCAACGGUCUCUGCUCAGGAGGAUGAAGAUAUCGAAGCAUCCAAUGAAGAAGAGAAUCCAGAAGACAGUGAGGGUGCUGAAAAUAGUUCAGAUACAGAGAGUGCUCCAUCUCCUUCACCAGUGGAAGCUUCCAAACCCAGUGAAGAUGCGAUGUCUGAGAGCUCUGCUGCUCGGAUAACCACUGAGACAACAGCAGAACAGGAAUCUGCCAUUAAAACCGUACCUAGCACAUCCCCCUCCUCAGCAGCCCAAAGUGCACAAACAGCUGAAAAUCAGAAUGUUGAGCUCCAAGUUAAGGAAGAAAUAAGCAAUGAGGCAGAGGAGCCAAUGGAGAUGGACAGUAGAAGCCACCCAGCUGAAGCUAAGCCUGUGCUCAACCUUCCCGUGCAUACUAAAGCAGAACCUGUAGAUGCUGAAAUAAGGUUACCAGAGAACAUUCAAGUGAAAAUAGAGAGUGAUACCAAAGAGAGGGAUUUGGAGAAACCCAAGGAAAAGUCAGAACCUGAGGAAAUGGAUUUCAGCCUGUCACAGCAGACUAAUCCAGCAAGACCAGAGCCCAAUUCAGACAAUGAUUCUAGUGCUACUUGUAGUGCUGAUGAAGAUGUUGAUGGGGAACCCGAAAGACAAAGAAUCUUCACUAUGGAUUCAAAGCCUUCACUGUUAAACCCUACUGGAUCUAUACUAGUAUCCUCCACAAUAAAACAAGGGCAGAUGGAUUUGCAGCAACUUCACCAUCGAGCUGCUGUCAUACCACCUAUGGUCUCUUGUAGCCCAUGUAAUGUACCUAUUGGAACACCCAUUAGUGGUUAUGCUCUCUAUCAGCGGCACAUUAAAGCUAUGCAUGAGUCAGCAUUACUGGAGGAGCAGCGCCAGAGGCAGGAGCAUAUCGAUAUGGAGUAUAGAAGUUCUGCAAGCCCAUGUGGCACCUCCAAGAGCCCUAAUGUUGAGUGGGAAGGAAAAUCAGUUGCUUAUAUGCCUUACGUUGAGGUCAAACGAGCAAUAGAACAGGAAGCACAGGUGCAAAACACAGCAGCAAGGUCGGCAUCGCCAUACAGGCUAUCUCCAAGAGAAGUCAGUAAAGCCUCUCCACAGCCUGAUAUGAAUGCAGCUCGCUAUAGUGUUCCACCAGUUCUCCAGCCUGCUCCUCAUCAAGUAAUAACAAAUAUACCUGAAGGGGUCCGGCUCCCAACGACCCGGCCAACCAGACCACCACCUCCACUCAUUCCAUCCUCCAAAACUACUAUGCCAUCAGAAAAACCAUCAUUCAUUAUGGGAGGCUCAAUCUCACAAGGAACACCUGGCACUUACUUAACAUCCCAUAGUCAAGCUUCUUAUAGUCAAGAACCAGCAAAGCCAUCUGUGGGAUCCAUAUCUCUUGGCCUGCCGAGGCAACAGGAGUCUGCCAAACCUGCUUCCAUACCCUACAUCAAGCAAGAAGAGUUCUCUCCCAGAAGCCAGAAUUCCCAGCCUGAGGGCCUCUUGGUCAGGGCACAGCAUGAAGGUGUGGUCCGAGGUACCACAACAGCUAUACAAGAAGGAAGUAUAACACGAGGAACUCCAGCCAACAAAGUUCCUGUUGAAACCAUCCCUUCUCUGCGAGGCUCCAUUACUCAGGGUACACCAGCAUUGUCCCAGUCUGGCAUUGCUGCUGAUGCAUUGCUGAAAGGAACCAUCACCCGACUGGCUACCGAAGACAGCAGCCCUGAGAAGUGCCGAGAGGAAGCUGCAGCCAAAGGCCAUGUUAUUUAUGAAGGCAAGAGUGGGCAUAUCUUAUCAUAUGAUACAGCUAUUAAGAACGUCCGAGAAGGAACCAGGAGUCCAAGGACUGCUCAUGAAAUCAGUUUAAAGAGAAGUUAUGAUACGAUGGAAGGAAGUAUUAAACAAGGAAUGUCAAUGAGGGAGUCUCCAGUGUCUGCACCAUUAGAGGGGUUAAUAUGCCGUACACUGCCUAGGGGCAGCCCUCAUGCAGAACUGAAGGAGAGGACUGUGCUGUCUGGCUCUAUAAUGCAAGGUACACCAAGAGCAACAGCUGAGAGUUUUGAAGAAGGCCUGAAGUAUCCUAAACAGAUUAAGAGAGAGUCUCCUCCCAUACGGACAUUUGAAGGAGCCAUAACCAAGGGAAAGCCGUAUGAUGGAGUCACUACCAUUAAAGAAAUGGGCCGUUCCAUCCAUGAAAUUCCAAGACAGGAUCUUUUAAGCCAAGAAAGUCGCAAGACUCCUGAAAUAGUACAAAGUGCAAGGCCAAUUAUGGAAGGCUCCAUUUCUCAGGGUACGCCCAUAAAAUAUGAAAGCAACUCCGGCCAGUCUGCUAUCAAACACAAUGUAAAAUCUUUAAUCACUGGACCAAGUAAACUGCCCCGUGGAAUGCCUCAGCUGGAAAUGGUACCGGAAAAUGUGAAGGCGGUAGAACGAGCAAAAUAUGAAGAUGUAAAGACUGGGGAGACUGUACGUUCCCGUCAUACAUCGGUGGUCAGUUCUGGCACCUCUGUCCUCAGGUCAACUCUUCAUGAAACUCCCAAAUCACAAUUGAGCCCUGGGAUUUAUGAUGACACCAAUGCAAGGAGGACUCCUGUGAACUAUCAAAGCCCUAUGUCCAGGAGUUCACCUAUGAUGAACAGAGUUACUGAAGGCAUCAGACAGAUCAGGACUAUGCAGGGUGGACUUUUCAGCGUUCCACCUCUGUUCAAAUUUCUACCACUAAACUUUCGCCCAAGGCAAACAUACUUUUAUAGAGCUGGAAUAUCUUCUGGGAAGCCUGCUAAUCAUGAAAGGAAAAGCACACUUACCCCAACGCAGAGAGAGAGCGUACCAGCGAAAUCUCCAGUCCCAGGCGUUGAUCCUGUAGUAACUCACAGUCCCUUUGACUCCCAUCAUAGAGGAUCUACUCCAGAAGUCUACAGGAGCCAUCUCCCCCCUCAUUUAGAUUCAGCCAUGCAAUUUCACAGGGCUCUGGAUCCUGCUGCUGCUGCAUACUUGUUCCAAAGGCAGCUUUCACCUACCCCAGGUUACCCAAGUCAGUAUCAGCUUUAUGCAAUGGAGAACACACGGCAGACAAUCCUAAAUGACUAUAUUACCUCACAGCAGAUGCAGGUUAAUUUACGUCCUGAUGUAACCAGAGGACUAUCUCCUAGAGAGCAAACUUUAGCUCUCCCAUAUGCAGGAGCUAGAGGAAUUAUUGACCUGAACAAUAUGGCUCCCACUAUCUUAGUCCCUCAUCCAGGAGGAACAAGUACCCCUCCUAUGGAGAGAAUCACUUAUAUCCCUGGCACCCAGCUCACAUUCCCUCCGAGGCCUUACAACCCUGCAUCUAUGUCACCAGGACACCCUACGCAUCUGGCUGCUUCUGCAGCUGCCAACGCUGAGAGGGAGCGGGAGAGGGAACGGGAGAAGGAGAGGGAGAGGGAACGUGAAAGGGAGCGGGAGAGGGAACGAGAGAGGGAGAGAAUCGCUACAGUUCCCACUGAGCACUACCUUCGGCCUGGUACAGAGCAACCUGGUAGACCUGGCAGUCAUGGAUACGUUCGCUCACCUUCUCCUUCUGUUAGAACCCAAGAGAACAUGCUGCAGCAAAGGCCCAGUAUUUUCCAAGGAACCAAUGGGACAAGUGUAAUUACCCCUCUGGAUCCUGCUGCUCAGCUACGCAUCAUGCAGCUCACGCCUGGAGCCCCCUCCAUAACUCCAGGGUUGCCUGCUUCCCGUUACAACACUGCUGCUGAUGCCCUAGCUGCAUUGGUUGAUGCUGCAGCCUCUGCUCCUCAGAUGGAAGUUGUCAAAGCAAAAGAGCAUAAGCAUGAAGGAACCAGAAUAGAAGAGAAUAUGGGGCGCAGGUCAACGGUGGUUAGUGAACAGCAGCAACAGAUGGAGCAGAAAACACUGGAAGCAGAAAAGAGGUCUGUUCAGUGCCCGUACACAUCAGCAGCUUUUCCAAGUGGCAAGUCCCAGGGUCCGUCUUCAUCGGUAGUUUAUUCAGAGGCUGGUAAAGAUAAAGGGCCUCCUCCUAAAUCCCGGUAUGAGGAAGAGUUAAGGACUCGUGGGAAGACCACCAUUACUGCUGCUAACUUCAUAGAUGUGAUCAUCACUCGGCAGAUUGCUUCGGACAAGGAUGCACGGGAUCGGGGCUCACAGAGUUCAGAUUCUUCUAGCAGUUUGUCUUCCCACCGAUAUGAAGCACCUGGAGAUGCCAUUGAGGUGAUUAGCCCUGCAAAUUCACCUGUACCUACCCAAGAAAAACUACAACCCUAUCAACAAGAGGCACCCAAACCAAGCCAGGCAGAAAGUGAUCCCAACAGGCAGUAUGAAGGUCCAGUUCACCGAUAUAGGACACAACAGGAAUCUCCUUCUCCACAGCAGCCUCCACUGCCUUCCUCUCAGGCAGAAGGGAUCGGACAUGUACCUAGGACCCAUCGUCUGAUCACACUUGCUGACCAUAUCUGUCAAAUUAUUACACAAGACUUUGCUAGAAACCAAGCAGCCUCACAAGCAUCCCUGCAGCCUCCGACUAGUACAUUCCAGAACUCGGCUUCUGCUUCAGCUCCUACCCCUACUCGGGCAAAGGCUUCAAACCGCUACAGCCCCGAGGCACAGUCUGUUCACCAUCAACGGCCAAGUGCCAGAGUGUCUCCUGAAAAUCUCUCUGACAAAUCCAGAGCAAGACCUGGGAAGUCCCCAGAGAGAAGUCAUGUCUCUUCAGAACCCUAUGAGCCAAUCUCACCGCCUCAGGUCCCAGUUGUACAUGAGAAACAAGACAAUAUUAUAUUGCUUUCCCAAAGAACUGAGCCUGCUGAACAGAGCAGGACUGACUCUCGCUCUCCGGGGAGUAUAAGUUACCUGCCUUCAUUUUUCACCAAGCUUGAAAACACCUCUCCAAUGGUGAAGUCCAAGAAACAGGAGAUAUUUCGUAAGUUGAACUCCUCUGGUGGAAGUGACUCUGACAUGGCAACUGCUCAGCCAGGAACUGAAAUAUUUAAUUUGCCAGCAGUCACUACCUCAGGUGCAGUCAGUUCUAGGGGUCAUUCCUUUGCAGAUCCUGCCAGUAAUCUGGGUCUGGAAGACAUUAUUAGGAAGGCACUGAUGGGCAACUUUGAUGACAAAGGGGAGGAUCAUGGAGUUGUAAUGUCCCAGCCUAUGGGGAUAGCACCUGGUAGUUCCAACCCUGCAGUCUCAGCUAAUAGCGAGGCCCGUAGAGAGGAAGCUAAUCCAUCACCCAAUUCAGGAGGGGGAGUUGGCAAGCAGAAGUUAAUUGGCAAGUCUAAUAGUAGGAAGUCUAAAUCUCCUAUUCCUGGGCAGGGAUACUUAGGAACUGAAAGACCUUCCUCUGUCUCAUCUGUACAUUCAGAAGGAGAUUACCACAGGCAGACUCCAGUGUGGGCCUGGGAAGACAGGCCUUCUUCAACAGGAUCAACUCAGUUUCCUUACAACCCCUUGACGAUGCGGAUGCUUAGCAGUACACCACCAACGUCCAUUGCGUGUGCCCCGCCAUCCAUGAGCCAAGCAGCCACUCACCAACAAAACAGGAUAUGGGAGCGAGAGCCUGCACCACUGCUUUCAGCACAAUACGAGACUCUGUCUGACAGUGAUGACUGAACUAUGCAGAGGUUUUUUUUAUUUGUGGGUCGAAAAAGCUCCAUUUUUGACUUAUGCCCAAAGGGACUUCCCAAGAGAGCAAGGGCCACACACGAAGAAAUGAUGGGGAGCUAUUUGGAGAGUAAAUCGAAAAGAUUCCAUCUGCACAGACCAUGUGUAGGAGGAUCAUGAUCAAGGAGGGUUGACGUACUAAAGAUAAAUAUGUAAAGACUUUUUAAGAAGUGGACUAUUCCUGUUCUACAUUUAUUUGUAAAGAAAACCAUAAUGUCUUUAAAUCAUUCUUCUGUAAAUAGAGAGUCCUUUUUGCAGUGUUUUUUCCCUUGCUAUAGUCUCUGGUGUACUUACGUUCAAAUCAUUGCAUAAACCUUGGGGGUCAUUUUGUAAUUUUUUUUAAAGCAUUUUCUCAAGUGUAGAGUACUCUUCAUACCUUACUCUCCCAACCGACAAAGCAUCAUUGCCCCUUAAUGCAAUGCCACCUCUUACUGGUGGUGUGCUUCAAUCUAAUUUUCCCCUAGACACAGUGGUGUUCAAGCUCUUGUGAAAAUGUUGAUUUUUAAGACUGACCCCUUAACAAAUUCUGUACAGUAACAUAGUCAGGUCUGCUGGGGUAAGAUUAUAUUUCUUUGAUUUUUAAAUUUCUGCCACAUUGUAAAUUUUCAGUGCAGUCAGUUUUAUUUAGCAACACUGCAGAAAUAUUAUUGCAUGGGUAUGUUAUGGUUCAGUUUAAAAAGAAAAAACAAUAACAAAACAAAAAAAAACCAACCAAGCAGCUUCUGGAGUCAUACCUCACUGUUAUGCACACUGGUAAUUUAACUGUGCCCCAAAAGACUAUUUUAAUGUUUUCAGUUUCUGCAUUGUAUGCAGCUGAAAAAGGCUACUAUUUUAAACAAAUUUUAGUACCAUAUAUAUCCUUAUAAAUCACAGCAGAUUGCUUAACUGAACAAAGGCUCUGGGUGGGUUGUUGGGUCCAUCAAGAAAAAUAUAUCCACUGCUCUAGUUUAAAAAAAAUAAAAUAAAAUAAAGCUACUUCUGAGCUUUGUAAUCAAGGAACAUAAGAGUCAACUUUCUGGGCUCUGACAGCCAGUUUGAAAAAGAUACUGUGAUUAUUGCUUACUUCAUUCUAAUUUUGAAAUGUCUUUUAACAUGCAUUUUAAAACCUAGUCCAGUAAGAAAAAUGAUUUGCAUGUAAACCUAAUUUUUUAUAUUGAACCAACCCCUAAACUUUACUUGAUAGAGAGACUCUCU